Chanos chanos (milkfish) is the source of this 9682-nucleotide messenger RNA. It is a transcript of the gene vps13a, whose product is annotated as vacuolar protein sorting 13 homolog A. Lineage: Eukaryota; Metazoa; Chordata; Actinopteri; Gonorynchiformes; Chanidae. The coding region runs from base 34 to 9639 and encodes 3201 amino acids. Gene Ontology annotation, biological process: autophagy; protein targeting to vacuole; protein retention in Golgi apparatus. The record is from RefSeq and is a predicted model, not a curated record. The transcript is spliced from 71 exons.
UGAUCGAAGUUAGCUAAAGCUAAAACUGUGAUCAUGGUAUUCGAGUCGGUCGUGGUUGACGUCCUCAACCGGUUUUUGGGGGACUAUGUCGUUAACCUGGACUGCUCGCAGCUCAGCCUCGGCAUAUGGGGAGGUGAUGCUAUACUUAGAAAUUUGGAAAUAAAGGAGAAUGCUUUGAGUCAGUUGGACAUCCCCUUUAAAGUGAGAGCAGGACACAUAGGACGCUUAGAGCUAAAGAUACCCUGGAAGAAUCUAUACACCCAGUCAGUGGAGGCGACGUUGGAUGAAGUCUACCUCCUCAUCGUCCCCACUGCUAGCAUAAAGUACGACCCUGAAAAAGAGGAGAAGCAGCUCCAGGAGGCCAGACAGAGAGAACUGCAGAGAAUCGAGGACACCAAGCUAAAAGCCGCAGAGAAAGAGAAUCCCAAAAUAGAGAAGCAGGAUACAUUUGUGGAGAAGUUGGUCACCCAGGUCAUAAAAAAUCUUCAAGUGAAAAUCUCAAACAUUCAUAUUCGGUAUGAGGAUGAUAUCACUAAUCCUAAUUCCCCCCUCUCCUUCGGAGUUUCGCUUCAGAACCUCAGUCUCCAGACGGCUGAUGAACAUUGGAAGCCAUGUUUACUGGACGAGAAAGCAAAGUUAUUUUACAAGCUUGUGCGUCUUGACAAUCUGUUUGCGUACUGGAACGUGAACUCGGAGCUGUAUUCCAAUCACGUUCCAGAAGAGGCUCUGCGAUGCCUGCAGCACAAUGUUGCCGUCCAGAACUCCAUUCCACAGGAUUACCAAUUCAUUUUUCGUCCAAUAUCUGCCAAUGCCAAAUUACGAAUGAACCCGCGCUCAGAUAUUGAUCACUUCGCACCAAAGGUCGACCUUGUUGUGAACCUUCCGGAAGUAGCUGUGGUACUCAACAGACCGCAGUAUGUCAGUAUGCUUGAGCUUCUGGGGUCAGUAGACAUGAUGGCACGCAACCUGCCUUACCGGAAAUAUCGCCCCGAAGUUCCGGUCCACAAGAACGCCCGCCGCUGGUGGAAUUACGUCAUCACCGGGAUUUUAGAGGUGAACGUCAAACCUCGGGUCCACAUGUGGUCCUGGCAGCACAUCCGUCGCCAUCGGCAACAGGUCAAACGGUACCGGGAGCUUUACAAGAACAAGAUUACCAACAAGAAGCCCAGUGAGGUUCUGCUGAAGCAGCUGGAGGAGACAGAGAAAACUCUGGAUAUUUUCAACAUCACGUUGGCCAGACAACAAGCUGAGAUGGAGGCCUCCAAGGCAGGGUUGCGAAUAUAUCGUCCAGGGAUGAAGAUGGAAGAGGAGCAGUCCCAGGGUUGGUUUGGCUGGAUGUGGAACUGGUCAGGCGACAGCUCCGCAGAGACCAAAGAGGUCAAGUCUGGAGGAUUUGACGAGGUCAUGACCCCUGAAGAGAAGUCCAAGCUGUACACUGCCAUUGGAUACAGCGAAACAGCUGUCAAUCACAACCUGCCGAAAGAUUUUGAGGACAUGAAGAUGAAUUUCCAGCUGGUGAACAUGUCCAUUGCAAUUAAAGACAGUCAAGACAAACCGGACAUUAUAAAACUCUCUGUCAUCGAUCUGAGGGCUACGCUGACACAGAGACCUGGUGCACAAGCCAUAAAAAUCUCAGCUCUGCUGUCGUCGUUUGAGGUGACGGGCCUGGCCCAGAACCGGGUCGCUCCUCUCCUCAUGUCGUCUCGGCGCGUGAAGGUGGAGAAUAAGAACCCUCUGCUCAGUCUGAUGUUUGAGACCAAUCCUCUUGACGGGACGGCACACCAGAGACUUCACGUUGAGUCCCAGCCUCUGGAAAUCAUUUAUGACGCCAUGACAGUGAACAGUAUGUCUGCAUUCUUUACACCACCUGAGCAUCUCCAGCUGGAUGAGCUGACCAACGCCACCCUCAUGAAACUAGAGCAGUUUCGAGACAGGACAGCCACAGGACUCAAGUACGUCAUCGAAACCCAGAAAGUUCUGGAUCUGAAAAUUAACCUCAUGGCUUCCUACGUUAUUAUACCCCAAAUGGGCUUUUACGACACCAACAAAAACCUCAUCGUGUUUGAUUUGGGUCACUUCCGGAUGUCCAGUCAGAACAGGGCGGAGUCUGUGCAGAGCUGUAUCACGAUGGAGGAGCUCAUGGGUCGAGCCUACGACAGCUUUGACAUUCAGCUCAGCAGUCUACAGCUCCUCUACAGCAAACCGGACGGAGACUGGAAGAAGGCCCGUAAAGAGAGAAAGUCUCUUCUUCACAUACUGGAGCCUGUGGACCUGAAGGUGGUGUUCAGCAGAGCCAUGGUUGUCACUGACUCCAGAAUGCCAAAGUUUAAGAUUGCGGGGGAGCUGCCCUUGCUGUCUGUGAGGAUCUCUGAUGAUAAAGUGCGUGGGGUGCUGGAGUUAAUCGACAGUAUUCCUCUCCCGGAGAAACGACCAGCUCCACGCAACGCAGGCCAGCAAGUCACACCUAAGGUCUCCAAACAGAAGGAGACCCCUCAGUUAACUCCUCGCAGACCUGUCAUCGCCGACAUACGCUCCUCUCUCAUUUUUGACUCCGGUUCGGAGGAGGAGCUGUUUUAUGAUGCUCCCAGUUCUCCCAUUGAAGAUCUCCCAUUCUUUGAGGCCUCCUCAGGCUCCCUACAGAGGUCCUCCUCUGUAAAGAGGAGGUCUGUGUUGAAGACUGACCCGAUGAAGAACAUGACAGAGUUCCUCCUCAACUUUGAGAUCAGCGAGCUGUCCAUCCAGCUGUGCCGUGUGUCCGAGGGUCACGAGGUCACGGUGUUGCACCUGGACAUCGAGGGUUUGGGUACGGAGCUCAAAGUGAGGACGUUCGACAUGUCGUCUUACACCUUCCUCAAAGAGAUCUGUCUGAAAUGUCCGGAGUACAUGGAUGGGGAGGCAAAGCCUGUCCACCUCAUUACCACGCUGGACAACACUGAGGUGGACCUGCUCACUCUGGAGUAUGUCAAGGCUGACAAGACGAGUCCUGAUUUUAAGAAUUCAUACAAGAACACAGAACAGCUCAUCAAAGUGAACUUUUCCUCUCUGGACGUGCACUUACACAUCGAAGCGCUCCUGAACGCCAUGAACUUCCUCAACAGCCUGCUCCCGCCGCCGAAGAACGAAACGCAGGAGGGCAUUCCCUCCAUCCCUGAGGAAGAGGAGGAAGAGGCUGAAGGAGGGGAGGAGAAGAAGGAGGAGUCCGCCGUUGCUAAGAAACCUGUGACAAAGAAGUCCAAAUUUGAGGAUGUGGUGAACUUGCACAUCAGAGCUGAUCUGUCAUGUCUCAAAGUUUUCAUCAGAGGACAGAAAGCGCGCAUCUCUGAGAUCUGUAUUGAAGGUCUGGUAUCUGAGGUUCAGAUGAAGAAAAAGUCUGUUGAGGUUUCAGCGAAUCUCAAAAACAUUGUCAUUCUGGACUGUGACAAAGAGGCCCUGUACAAGCAGGCCGUCUCCAUCGCGGAUAAGGAGGUCUUCGACUUCCGGAUGGUGAACUACGGGGACGCCACGGAAGGCGACGCUUACGCUGACAUGAAGGUGGUCGACACCAGCGUGACUCUGAGCGUGGGCUGCAUCCAGGUCAUCUUCCUCAACAAGUUCGUCUCCACCAUCUUGGCGUUUAUCAACAACUUCCAGACGGCCAAGCAGGCUCUGGCGGAGGUGACGGUGCAGGCGGCCGAGAAGGCGGCCACGGGCGUUUUGGAGCUGGCGGAGAGGAGCACCAGGAUCUCGUUGGACGUUGCCGUCAAAGCCCCCGUGAUCUUCCUCCCCCAGUCGUCCAUCUCCACCAACGUCAUCGUCGCUGACCUGGGGCAGGUGAAGGUGAAGAACCACUUCGCCGUGGCUCCGUCCCAGACGUUCACCAAGGUCCCCCCCGUCGUGGACAUUAUGAAAGUUGAACUGAGUGACUUAAAGAUGUACAGAACCACGUUUAAAGACGAGAAGUUUCAGACCGAGAUCCAGCUCCUGAAGCCGCUCAAUCUGGAUUUGUCCGUCAAUCGUAAUCUGUCAGCAUCCUGGUACCACAACAUCCCAGACAUUGAGAUUAAUGCUCACCUCAAACCAAUGAACCUGAUUCUGAGUGAGGAGGACAUGACGGUGGUGUUGAAGACCCUGAAUGAGAACCUUUCCGAGUCGUCGGAUGCAAUUCCUCCUCCUGCAGUUCCAGACAAAUCAGACACGUCCUCCACCAAAGACUCCCAGGGGAACGGAGGGACCACGGUCGUCACAUCAGCGGUGGUGGAGACCCAGAAAACGACCACGCUGAAGAACACCUUAAAUCUCGACUUCGUGUUCGACUCCAUGACCUUGCUCCUUUACAGCCCCAGCGGUAAUGAGACCCAGUUGCUGGACUCUCGGGAUGAGUGUUUGAAGCUGGCGGAGUUUACCCUGGGCACCAUCUCCACCUCCGUUAAAAUGUUCUCCGACAGCUCCAUGACCGCAACUGUCCAACUGGCUAACUGCCUGCUGGAAGACAAGAGACAGGGAGUGAAAAUGAUCACAUCCAGAAUGAUGGCCAUGCGUGAAGGAGCAGAGAACAACGUGAUGAUGAGGGUGGGUUACCGUCAGGGGCACGACGGAACAUUUUUGCACACGGUGGUGCAGGAUCUGUACCUCUGCGGCAGUAUGGAGUUUCUCCUGACGGUGGUGAACAUCUUCCUCAAAGCUACUGCUCAGGGCUUCUCCACCCCGGCCAAGAACAACAAACAGCCGGUUGCCUCCACCAAAGAGACAGCUCCCGCUCAGCCCGUGGUCAGUAAAACAGAGAUAAGCGUCGAGGUCCGGAAUCCCGAGAUCGUCUUUGUGGCGGACUUGACUCGCGCCGACGCCCCGGCCCUCGUCAUGACGACCGAGUGCGAGGUGCUUCUGAGGAGCGACCCGAACCGCCAGGUGAUGACGGCCACCAUUAGGGACCUGGGCGUGGUGGCCUGCCCGUUUCUACGGGAACGCCGCGAGAACAACACCACCACGGUUCUCCAGCCCUGUGAGGUGUUCUUCAACAGCUCCCAGGCGCCCGGAUCGCCACAGAACAUUGACCUGAGCAUCAAGGAGCUCACGCUCAAGGUUUCUCCCAUCAUAAUCAACACCAUCAUAACCAUCCAGUCAGCUCUGACGCCUGCUGCCGAGACGCCGGAGGAACUGGAGAGCCCCGUGCCCCCUGACCUGUGGGUGCGGCGGGGGUGGAAAGACCUGAAGCUCUGGUUCCUGGAGGAAGAGGGUGAGGAGGCCACCAGGGCUCUGACGCGGCUGAUACCCCAGGGAGAGUCCCUCGCGGUGGGCAUCGAGUCCAUCUGCGUCACCCUGGAGGCCGGGGUGGGCCACCGCACCAUCCCCAUGCUGCUGGCGAAGGCGUCGUUUAAGGGAGAGAUGAAAGACUGGAGCACCCUCAUUAACCUCCACAGUCACCUCACGCUGGAGGUGAACUAUUAUAACGAGGUUAUGGGUGUUUGGGAGCCCCUGUUGGAGCCCUUGGAGGAUGAGACCAGGGAUGGAUUCAGACCUUGGACCCUGACCAUGAAGAUGAAGAAGAAACCGUUGAAGUACCUUGAGGUGUGUGAUGAGGUGGACGGCGGAAUUCCCGACUACAAAACCGUCAUCACCAUCUCAAGCAACGACCAACUUAACAUCAUGCUCUCCAAAAACGGACUCAGCAUGCUCAGUAAUUUAGGCACGGCCUUCUCUGAAGCCGCCAAGCAGACGGCAGAGUGUUUCCAGAAGGACCAGGCUCCGUUCGUGGUGAAGAACCGUCUGGGUCUGGCCGUGUCCGUGGAACACAGCGAGCUCUUUAACCCGAUCGGCAAAAAGUCGGUGAAACGCACGGUGGAGCUGCAGGACGGGGAAAACAUGAACAUGGACUACACCCGGACCGCCGCGGCUUCGGACCAGUUCUCCGCCAUGACCAACCUCAGCAACAAAAACUACAUCAAGCCCACUCCGGUGGGUCACACGGCGGCCAGUGUCAUUCAGCUGAUUAAAGUAGGGCGGGGCAUGUACAGCGUCAUGCACGAGGCCUCGCGUGUCACACGCUUCUUCGUCUGUCAGAUUUACACGGUGGAGGGCAGCAAGUACGUCAAAAUCCGCUCCCCUUUCCAGAUCAUAAACCAUUUCUCUAUCCCAUUCCGAGUGUUUGAAGGCUCUGCUCAUCUGGGCACGUGCAAACCAUCUGAGGAGUACUGUGUCCCGCUGGAGUCCUACAGGUCAGAACCUGCGCUGUGUACACGACCCGGAGAUGAGGAUUACGGCCGCUCUGAAGGUUUUUCCUACGAGUUGGCGAGUCAGAGCCCCGGGGAGUGUCUGGAACAAACGUGCCGUCACCAAGGCGACGCCUCCCGCAUUUUCAAGAUCAACCUCGUCCCGCUCAAGGACGCGGUCACCUCCCACACCGAGGAGGUGUUCGACGAGCCUUACGUCCUCCACCUGUGGCCUGUCGUCCUUUUCCGGAACCUUCUGCCGUACCCCAUCACCUACACCCUAAAGGGGAAUGGAGGCUCCUCCUCCAUCACACUUAAAGAAGGCCACUCCUCCCAGAUCCACACUGCCAUUAUUGACCAAUCCAGUCUGGACCUGCGGUUGCUAGGUUACCUGUCGCAGGACUGGGAGGCCGAGUACAGUCUUCGCAGCGACCAGGAGGAGAUCAGCUUCGUAACGUUCCGUUCACUGCACGUGGAGGAAGAGGGCGGGCCGAGGGCGGAGCUGGACAUCGCCGUCCACGUGACGUACGAGCCUGGCCAAUCAGUGGUGGCCAUUCACUCACCCUAUUGGAUGGUGAAUAAAACAGGCCGGCUGCUGCAGUACAAAGCCGACGACAUCCACCGCAAACACCCUAUGGACUACGACAUGCCCCUGCUCUUCUCCUUCAAACCACGCAACUUCCUACAGAACAACAAGGUGCGUCUCAUGAUCUCAGACAGCGAGCUGUCCGAUGAUUUCUCCAUAGACACAAUGGGAAGUUACGGCGAUGUCAAAUGCAAAGGUCCAAUCAAAGAUUAUCUGGUUGGAGUGAAAAUCGAUGCCAGCAGUUUCAGUCUGACCAGGCUGGUGACCUUCCUGCCCUUUUACAUGCUGGUGAACAGAACCAAACACGUCAUCAGAGUCUGCGAGGAGGGAAAGGACGAGUGGACCAAAGCCCAGCCCGGACAGGCUGCUAUACCAUUCUGGCCAGAGAGAGAGUCUAAGAAACUUCUAGUCAAAGUUGACAGCUGUCAGUCACCUCCCCGAGUCAUCGAUUUCCACAAGCCUGAAAACUGUCUCUUAUUACGCCUGGACAACACCCUGGGUGGGAUCAUCGUGGACGUAAAUCUGACGGAACAUUCCACCAUUAUCCGGUUUUCCGACUAUCACGACGGCGCCGCUCCAUUUCUCCUGAUCAACCACACGAAGGACAAAACUCUGGAAUUCUACCAAAGCUCUCAGACGGAAAAAGAGGAGCUGGAGGCUGGGAAGGCGGUUUACUACACCUGGGCCGAACCCACCGGAUCACAGGUCCUACGCUGGAACCUGGGGGGCUACAGUGGAGAGCUGAAGAAUGAGGAGGACUUGCUCCUGGAUGUGAAUCAGGAGGGAAAGCUAUUCGUCAUUUCAUUUUACGAAGGUCUCCAACGGGUGGCGCUGUUCACGGAGGAGCGCCGUAUCUUCAAAUUGCUCUACGACAGCGAGAGAAUCGAAGUGGCCAAUCAGGAAAUAAUUCUCGCCCUGAAGAAUGUUGGCAUCUCUUUGGUCAAUAACACCACUAGCCAAGAGGUGGCUUUCAUCGGGGUGACCAGUUCUGAUGUGGUGUGGGAGACUAAACCCAAGAAGAAAAGCCGUUGGAAGGUGAUGAGUAAUAAAGACACUGAGAUACUGGAGAAACAUUACAGAGAGUACAUUGAGAGAAGCCCGAUAGACCUGUGCAUCGUAGACCUGGACAACAACUGGCAGGUGUGUCUGACUCCUAAUGGAGCUGACAUGAAGGUUCUGCAGCCUCACGAGGCCCCGCUGCGGAGGCACUUCCUGCCGGCUCUAAAGGUGGAGUACAGCGUCUCCACCCGCCAGCGCUCCUACCGGGUCCAGAUCAACAGGAUUCAGAUCCAAAACCAACUCCCUGGAGCCAUUUUCCCAUUUGUCUUCUACCCAAUAAAACCCCCCAAAUCUGUGAGCAUGGAUUCAGAACCCAGACCUCUGACUGAUGUUAGCAUUGUCACAAGAGCAGCUGGGCACUCUGACAUCUUACGCAUCAAGUAUUUUAAAGUUCUGAUCCAGGAGAUGGACUUGAGACUGGACCUGGGUUUCCUGUACGCUGUGCUGGAACUGUUCUCCUCUGAACAUGCCCCUGCCAUGACUGCAGAGCAGGAGGUGGAGUUAUUUGAGAAAGACAUUGAAUAUCUGAAGACAGAACUGAACCAUGUCUCUGCCACGGACACGUCUGCCAUCAGUCUCUAUGAGUACUUCCACAUCACCCCUAUUAAACUUCAUCUGAGUUUCUCUCUGAGUUCCGGAGGAGAGGACGGAAAUAAAUCGAAGCGGGAGACGGAAAUGAUUCCCGUCCAGUCCCUGAACCUGCUGCUGAAGAGCAUCGGAGCCACGCUCACUGACGUGCAGGACGUCCUCUUCAAACUGGCUUUCUUUGAGUUGCUGUACCAGUUCCGCACGACCCAGCAGUUACAGAGUGAGGUGAUGCGACAUUAUUCUAAACAGGCUAUAAAGCAGAUGUAUGUGCUUGUGCUGGGUUUAGACGUCUUGGGUAACCCAUUUGGACUGAUCCGCGGUCUCUCUGAAGGAGUCGAAGCCUUCUUUUAUGAGCCAUACCAGGGUGCAAUCCAGGGACCUGAGGAGUUUGUGGAGGGAAUGGCUCUGGGUGUGAAAGCUCUUGUUGGAGGGGCAGUGGGGGGCCUGGCGGGAGCCGCCUCUCGGAUCACCGGCGCCAUGGCCAAAGGCGUGGCUGCCAUCACCAUGGAUGAGGAGUACCAACAGAAGAGACGCGAGGCCAUGAACAGGCAGCCCAGCGGGCUCAGGGAGGGCAUCACCAGAGGCGGCAAGGGCCUCGUGUCUGGCUUCGUCAGUGGUAUUACUGGCAUUGUAACCAAGCCCAUCAAAGGUGCUCAGAAGGAGGGGGCAGCUGGUUUCUUUAAGGGCAUGGGGAAGGGACUCGUCGGAGCUGUGGCUCGACCAACUGGAGGCAUUAUUGACAUGGCCAGCAGCACCUUUCAGGGCAUAAAGAGAGCCGCAGAGACGUCGCAGGACGUGGAGAGUUUGCGACCGCCUCGUUUCAUCCACGAGGACGGCGUGAUCAGGCCGUAUAAGGAGAGAGAAGGUUUAGGCAGUCAGAUGCUACAGAAAAUCGAAAAUGGACGGUUUGCAAAGUACAGAUAUUUCGCUCACGCCAAGGUGAACGAUUCCGAUUUCCUGAUGAUCACAAAAAGGGGCAUAUUUUUUGUGACUACGGGGACUUUCGGCCAGUUAACGUGUGAAUGGCAGUACCUCUUUGACGAGUUUACCAAAGACCCAGUGAUUGUGGGGGGGAGAAGGUUGCGAAUCGAAGCAAAGGAGAGAGUCAAAUCUGUGUUUCAUGCCAAAGAGUUUGGAAAGAUCAUCAACUUCAAGACUCCAGAAAUAGCCAAGUGGGUCCUUGCCAAGUUGGAAGACGCGAGAGAGAGCCUACCAAAAUAAUGGCGGCCCCAACAGUAACAAAGGAGAAGAUAGGACGACACAC